This is a messenger RNA of Mycena indigotica, 1407 nucleotides long. Its product is annotated as Carboxypeptidase S1. Gene Ontology annotation, biological process: proteolysis. Lineage: Eukaryota; Fungi; Basidiomycota; Agaricomycetes; Agaricales; Mycenaceae. Gene Ontology annotation, molecular function: serine-type carboxypeptidase activity. Bases 1 to 1407 code for a protein of 468 amino acids. The transcript has 8 exons. Gene Ontology annotation, cellular component: fungal-type vacuole. The record is from RefSeq and is a predicted model, not a curated record.
AUGCGCGUCUUCAGCGCUGUCGUCGCGCUCAGCGCCUCCCUCCUCGCCACCGCCGGCCCUACCCCCGUCUCCCACAAGUUCACUUCGAAGCUUCAGCAGGCAGUCAGCCUCCGCUUCGUCAACAAUUCAGGGAUAUGUGAGACCACUCCGGGGGUGCACCAGAUGUCGGGCUACGUCGAUAUUGGGACAGGCAUGUCCAUGUGGUUCUGGUUCUUUGCAGCGCGGACAGCGCCGGAGACGGCCCCGUUUACGCUGUGGAUCAAUGGCGGACCGGGCUGUGCAUCGGAGAUAGGGCUUUUCCAGGAGAACGGGCCUUGCACCGUCAAUUCGGACGGCAAGACGACGACGCUCAACCCCAAUAGUUGGAAUAGCGUCAGUAACAUGAUAUAUAUUGAUCAGCCUAUCGGCACGGGCUUCUCACAUGGAACGGACACAGUGAACAGCACCCAGUCCGCCGCCGUGCAGUUCUGGCAGGCGUUCCAAAUCCUGUUCGAGAGCGGCGAGUUUGCGCAGUAUCAGAGCCGGGAAUUUAUCUUUGCCACGGAGUCAUAUGGUGGACACUAUGGCCCUGCUUUCGUCACCUACUUCAACCAGCAGAAUGCUGCGAUUGCGGCGGGGAAAAUAACUGGUGUUCCUAUCGUUGUGAGCGCAUUGAUGGUUAACAAUGGCUGGUUUGACCCCAUCAUCCAAAACCUCGCGUACCUGCAAUUCGCGACAAACGCGCCGGGAUAUGGCCAGCUUCAAAGCAACAGCGUGCUCGCCAAAAUGAACACGUCAUAUUUCUCCGCCAACGGCUGUCUCGCACAGGAGACGGCAUGCUACAACGCGGGCAACUCGAGUGCAUCCAACGCGAUCUGCAUCAAGGCGGACAAUUUUUGUGUAGACAAUUUGUUUGUGCCGGCCGUAGGCAACCGCGACUCGGACGACCUCCGGCAGAACUCGUCGGCCGCGUUCCCGCCUGAGUUUUACGUCAAAUACCUGGGCCAGGCGAGUGUGCGCACUGCCAUCGGCGCAGAGGUGGCAUACGGGGAGUGUCCUGAUGCGCCAUUCGAGCUAUUCGCCAAGACAGGCGACGACGCGCGGACGUGGCUUCCGCAGCUCGGCGCGCUCGCAAACUCGACGAUGAAGAUACUCAUAUGGGCGGGCGAUGCCGAUAUCAACUGCAAUUGGCUCGGCGGCCACGCCUCUGUCCUGGCGAUGGACUGGUAUGGUAAGGCGCGACUCAAUGCGGCGACGUUCACAAACAUGACCAUCGCCGGAUCGCCCGUCGCGGCGAUCAAGAACGUGGACAAUUUCUCGUUCGCGAGAGUGUAUGCGGCCGGGCACGAAGUGCCUGCCUUCCAGCCGGUGGCUGCCCUGGAGAUUUUCAAGCAGGUAAUCGCAAUGCAGCAGCUUCACUCUGUAUAG